UUACAUAAUCCAACUAGCUAUUUAACUAUUUAGAUCAUGCUGUAUGCGUGAUCUGCCGCCCCCUGCUCAUGUGCAGAUGCUGUGUGGGAGUUCAGGGUGCUGCUGGUGAGGGAGAGUAUGAGGUCAGGCCUGCUGGAGCUGUACUCCACCCCCCUGGGGCUCCUGUGCCAAACAUAGCAGCGCCAGCCUGGAGAUAGACCUUAACACUCUUGUCCCAGAAGUACACGGGUGAGCAGCUACAACAGGUUUUGUUUGCCAAACGGUGGGUUGGGGCCUACUCGUGUGACUCAUGGCCGUUGCAAUUCCUACAUAAGAGUGGGCUGUGGCCAGAAACAUUACUUUAUUUGGAGGGUCACAGGAAAAUACAAUGGGAUCCAAAUCAAAUGUUACUUAGCAGAUGUGAAAUGCUUGUAUGUUUUUGGUUGGGCGAGGCACAAAAAUGUUUGCCUGACGACUCAUCCUGAAUUUAAUUCUGCUGCUCUAUCAGUCGCUGCAUACAGUGUAUUUGGAAAAUAUUCAGACCCCUUCACUUUUUCCACAUUUUAUGUUGCAGUCUUAUUCUAAAAUGGAUCAAAUAAAAUAAAAAUCCUCAUCAAUUUACAGACAAUACCCCAUAAUGACAAAACAUAAUAUUUUUUUAGGGGGAUAAAGAUAUUAAAAAUAAAAAACAAAUGUUUCUCAGGUGCAUCCUGUUUCUAUGAAUCAACCUUGAGAUGUUUCUACAACUUGAUUGGAAUCCACCUGUGGUAAAUUGAAUUGAUUGGACAUGAUUUGGAAAGGUACACACCUGUCUAUAUAAGGUUCCACAGUGCAUGUCAGAACAAAAACCAAGCCAUGAGGUCGACGGAAUUGUCCAUAGAGCUCCGAGACAGGAAUGUGUCGAGGCACAGAUCUGGGUGAGGGUACCAAAACAUUUCUGCAGCAUUGAAGGUCCCCAAGAACACAGUGGCCUCCAUCAUUCUUAAUGGGAGACGUUUGGAACCACCAAGACUCUUCCUAGAGCUGGCCGCCCGGCCAAACUUCGCAAUCGGUGGUCACUCUGACAGAGCUCUAGAGUUCCUCUGUGGAGAUGGGAGAACCUUCCAGAAGGACAACCAUCUCUGCAGGACUCCACCAAUUAUGCUUUUAUGGUAGAUUGGCCAGACGGAAGCCACUUCUCAGUAAAAGGGACAUGACAGCCCGCUUGGAGUUAACUCUCAGACCAUGAGAAACAAGAUUCUCUGGUCUGAUGAAACCAAGAUGGAACUCUUUGGCCUGAAUGCCAAGUGUCACGUCUGGAGGAAACCUGGCACCAUCCCUACGGUGAGGUAUGGUGGUGGCAGCAUCAUGCUAUGGGGAUGUUUUUCAGUGACAAGGACUGGGAGAGCAGUCAGGAUCGAGGGGAAAGCUUAAUGGAGCAAAGUACAGAGAGAUCCUUGAUGAAAACCAGCUCCAGUGCACUCCGCCCUAGUCUGAGGUCCUAAGGACCCUUAAGCACGCAGCCAAGAAAACGCAGGAGUGGCUUUGGGACAAGAACCCGGCCUUGAACCCGAUCGAACAUCUCUGUAGAGACCUGAAAAUAGCCUGACAGAGCUUGGAUGGGAAACUCCCCAAAUACAGGUGUGACAAGCUUGUAGCGUCAUACCCAAGAAGACACAAGGCUGUAAUCGCUGCCAAAGGUUGCGUCAACAGAGUAAAGGGUCUGAAUAAAUGUGAUAUUUCAGUUUUUUUAGCAAACAUUUCAACAAAAAAAACAAAAAAACAUUUUGCUUUGUCAUUAUAGGGUAUUGUGUGUAGAUAGAUGAGGCGGAAAAACUAGUUAAUUAAUUUUAGAAUACAGCUGUAACCUAACAAAAUAUGGAAAAGGUCAAGGGUUCUGAGAACUUGGUGCUGAAUACCUGUCCUGCUGGACACUCCUCCUGACAAGCUGCACCAGCCUGUGGGUAAGAGGAGUUUUUUUCCCAGUGUCUUUCAACCCAUGCAUCUUGUCUCUUUCUCAUCUGCAGUUUGUGACACGGUCUCACCAUCAGUAUUCUUUCUUUCUCACAGCAACAGAUUAGUACAGGUAUUGGUUGAGAGGCUCUACUCCUUACUUGUCAUUCUCAGACACACCUUCCUCCUUACCAUCUGAUGAGAACAUUGUCCCCACUGCCCAGGACUUCUUACUGCUGGAUUUGUAGGUGACAGUGAGCCUGAAAAAUCAUCAUCUAUGAUCCACUGAUGGGCAUCAUGUCUGGAGCACUGCGAAUGGAUGAAGCUCAGUACAGCAUGAAAAUGAUUGAAAACGAGCUGAUGAUGAAUUCGUCCUAUGACUUCAUGCCCCCUGUGGAUGUCAAGAUCGAGCCCUAUGUACCGGAGACCGGUGGGUUUCUACUUUCUACCCUACGUACACAUGCUCAUGGACCCUACAUUCAGAUCAUCGAGGAGCCCAAACAGAGAGGCUUCAGAUUCCGCUAUGAGUGUGAGGGUCCGUCCCACGGCGGGCUCCCAGGGGCCUCAAGCGAGAGGAACAGGAGGACCUAUCCAACUGUCAAGGUGUCUAACUAUGUGGGGAUUGCCAGGGUGGAGGUGCAGCUGGUGACCCACUCAGACCCCCCCCAGGUCCACGCUCACAGUCUGGUGGGGAGGCAGUGCUGCACGGAGAGUGGCAUAUGCAGUAUGGAUGUGGGCCCAAAUGACCUCACAGCGCAGUUCAGUAACCUGGGCAUCCUUCAUGUCACUAAGAGAGGGGUGGGGGAAGUGUUGUGCAAGAGACUGAGAGAUGAGAAGAGGAGGCAAGGGGGGCAGCACUAUCAUUUUACUGAAGCAGAGGAACAAGCCAUAGGGAGAGUUGCCAAGGAGCUUGGGAAGGUCAUGGACCUGAACAUAGUGAGGUUGAAGUUCACGGCCUACCUCCAGGACAGUAACGGCGGGUUCUCAAGGGCCCUGAAGCCGGUGGUCUCCAACCCCAUCUAUGACAGCAAGUCACCCAAUGCCUCGAACCUGAAGAUCUCCCGUAUGGAUAAGACCAGUGGGUCUGUGCUGGGAGGAGAUGAGAUCUUCCUACUGUGUGACAAAGUACAGAAAGAUGACAUUGAGAUCCGCUUUUAUGAAGAGGAUGAUGGGAGCUGGGAGGCCUUUGGUGAUUUCUCUCCAACUGAUGUUCACAAGCAGUACGCCAUUGUGUUUAAGACGCCGCCAUACCACAGCACCGAGAUCGAGCGUCAAGUCACUGUAUUCCUCCAGUUGAAAAGGAAGAAAGGUGGAGACUGCAGCGACCCCAAGCAGUUUACCUACGUUCCCCGAGUUCAAGAUAAAGAGGAGGUGCAGCGUAAAAAGCAGAAGCCCUUCUCCUAUAAUGACCAAUGGAGAGGGGCUGGGGGUGCAGGGAGAGGGGCCGGAGGAUUCGGAGGAGGCGGUGGCGGUGAGGAACCUGGAUGCUUCCAGUUUAACCAGCAGAUGAAUGGACCGGGGUGGAUGGAGGGUGGAUUCUCCGGUUUUGGGGGCGGUGGAGCCCAGAUGUCAGGCGCCACUGCCCAGGCUGAGGGGACCCAGCAGCAGCAUGCGGGAGGGAUGGCCGGACAGACGCCAGGACAGACGCCAGGACAGACAGCCUCACCACUACAACAGCAGCUCUUCCAGAUUGCUGCCACUCUCCAGAGCAGGGCCACUCGGAUGAGCAAGCAGACAGCUGGGGCUCUACUACAGUACUGCACCACUGGGGACGUCCGUGUCCUUUUGGCAAUGCAGAGACACCUAUGUGGGGUCCAGGAUAAAAACGGAGACACUCCUUUGCACCUGGCCAUCAUUCACCAGCAGUCAGCUGUGACCCAGCAGCUGGUUCAGACACUCCUCACCAUCCAGCAACACAAUGUCCUCAACAAGCUCAACCACCUCGGCCAGACUCCUCUCCAUCUAGCGGUGAUCACCAGGCAGGUUAAGGUGGUGGAUGUUCUCCUCCGGGCCGGCGCAGACCCCACCCUGCUGGACCGGGACGGCCGGACCGCCCUGCACCUGGCAGCGCUGGCCGGAGACGACGUCACACUCCGGAUCCUGCUGGGGCACCUAGGAGAACGCUACCUCCACCUGGUCAACAUGGCUGACUAUCAUGGUCUCCAUCCUCUCCACCUGGCUGUUCGUAAGGGAGGAGAGCGCUGUCUGCGUCUGCUGGUGGAAGGCGGGGCUAAGAUCAACGCCCCGGAGCAGAAGAGUGGAUGCUCCGCCCUCCACCUGGCUGUUAGAGAGAACUUCUUCAAAGUGGCCUGCACUCUCAUCACAGAGCUGAAAGCAGAUGUAAACAUGUGUACGUUUGGAGGGAACACUCCUCUCCAUCUGGCCGCCAGUCGCAGCUCCCCCCCCCUCUGCUCCAUGCUCAUUGCUGCAGGAGCCGACAAGAAUCUGGAGAACGACGAGCCGCUCUUCUUCAGCUCCUCCUCGUCAGAUGAGGAGCAGGAGGAUGGACCAGUAAGAGAUUUCAGAGAGUCAGCGAUCCAACAGCUACCGGACACACCACCACUUUCAGAGGGAGAACAAGUCAACCCUCGUAAGAGAUCAGCAACAGGACAUACGCCCUUUGACCUGGCUAAAUGUCAUAAGGUGAGAAACCUUCUAGACACCAGACAGAGUCCCAAGCCCAGUCAACAAUCAAGUAAAACGGAAGCAGAAAGAGGGCAGCUAGACAGUGAGACGCUAAGUAAGCUGUGUGAGCUCCUCAGUCUGAACAAUGUGCCCUGGAGACAGCUGGCAGAGAAACUCAACAUGCUCUCACUGGCACACCUAUAUCAGGAGAGUCCCUUGCCCUGUCACAACUUGCUGGAGAAUUACCAGUUGGGUGGCGGUCCAGUGGAAGGGCUGGUGGAAGCUCUACAGUCUCUGGGUCUGACUGAAGGAGUGAGACUACUGAGACAGGCUGAGCUGAGAGAGGACAAACAAAACACAGAUCAGACGGUGGACAGUGGCUUUGCUAGUCAGCCAAUGGAGGAGGAGAUGGAGGAGCCAGCCUUGGCCAACCAGUGAGCAGCAGGAAGGGUGAGGGGUAAGACCCUUGUGUGAGGGAGGUUUCACCCCAACGUUUCAUCAUGGAGAUAUGACUAACUCUGUUCAGCACACACAUUGUGAAUCUGAUGUCAUACCCAAGCCUCUACUGAUGAAUGCAGAGUUCUCUCUGCCAUGACUGACAGUCAACCAGUUUGAAUUUUCCUAAAGAGCUGAAGGGAAGAAAGUCUCAAUGUACAAUUUUAAGUGGCGUCAUAUCUUGUUCCGUUAUUUCUGAUGGUAAGUGACUGAAAGGCAAUUUUCUUUUAUGGUCCAUUUGUGCCUUCUAAAAAGUCCCGGUGUAAAUGAAAAUUCCUAAAUGUGCAACAUCAAAUUGAUCAAUGGAAUUAUCAAUUUAAACAUAUUUAUUGGCUGACAAUAUCUUACUAAUACUGUGUAUUCAUUUGGUUUAAUAUUCAACCAAAUACAAUUAUACAGCCUUAUUUCAAAACUUGUCUGUUGAAUUAAAUGCAUUUUUUUCUGACAAA
This is a messenger RNA of Salvelinus fontinalis (brook trout), 5480 nucleotides long. Its product is annotated as nuclear factor NF-kappa-B p100 subunit-like. Bases 2200 to 4974 code for a protein of 924 amino acids. Gene Ontology annotation, molecular function: DNA-binding transcription factor activity, RNA polymerase II-specific; RNA polymerase II cis-regulatory region sequence-specific DNA binding; protein binding. The transcript is spliced from 24 exons. The record is from RefSeq and is a predicted model, not a curated record. Gene Ontology annotation, biological process: canonical NF-kappaB signal transduction; response to cytokine; cellular response to stress. Lineage: Eukaryota; Metazoa; Chordata; Actinopteri; Salmoniformes; Salmonidae. Gene Ontology annotation, cellular component: cytoplasm.